AGCAAGAUGGCGGAUCUAGGAUCGAGCCUAACGAAAAUGGACUGGCUGCACCGACUUCGUGUCGGGGGGCCUAUGGGGGGUUCAAGUAUCAAUGGUUCUCAAGGUACCCCCGAUGCUUUAGGGAGAACACCAGUCCAAGUCGGAGGUCGAGGAUCUCCUGAUCUGUCUGGUGCAUACGAUCAUUCAGGACAGACUUCGCAGAGGGAUGGUAAACCACCUUACAGCUAUGCGAACCUCAUUAUGCACGCAAUCAACAGCACAAGCAAAAAGCGAAUGACUCUAAGUGAAAUAUACGCCUGGAUCUGUGAUAAUUUUCCAUACUAUAAAGAUGUUGGGAAUGGAUGGAAGAACUCUAUCAGGCACAAUCUUUCCUUGAACAAGUGUUUCCAGAAAGUUCCACGAUCAAAAGAUGAUCCUGGCAAGGGCUCAUACUGGGCGAUACAAACACCCCCACCUGAUGAUCCACUCCCUCCUACUCGGAGUAGGAAGAAACGGCCAAAUGACAGGCAUUCCCCUUACAGUCCAGACAGUGGCCUGAGCCCGAUCCCUCAGGGCAGCCCCAUGUUGACCAGUGUGGUGGCCAUGCAAGCUGUGCAGAUCAAGGCCGAGUCUUGUCACAGCCAGCCAUCUCCUUUCAACCCGAACAGUAUGGGUCUGAGCCCCAUCCCAGCGCAGGCCCACUCCCCCCACCCAUCCGUUGCCUCCUCCACCUCCCCCAUCAGCUCCCCAGGAAGUGCCAGCAUCAUCAACAACAACAACAAUGUCACCACCAUCAACAACAACCCAACCUUGUUCCCUCAGGUCUCCUCGAAUCAUGACACAAAGGCAGGCGUUGCGGAUAACACGGUGCCAGCAUCCAGCAAUGGAUUCUUGGACCCCCAAAACAAUACGGACGAGCUGAACAGCUCCACCUACAACCUUUACAAGACGAUAUUUGAGUCCUCUUCAGGUUUUCCCAACUUGAAUUUGUCGUCGUCGGACUGGCUUCAAAAUCUGGACAGCCUGAAGGAGAGCAUGAGGUCGAGCGGGAACGACUGGCAGAACAUAGACAUGUCGCAUUUCCAGGGUUUGCUGGAGACGGUCAAGCAGUCAGACCCAGCCACGUGGUCACUUAACCCUGACCAGUUUGGCGACCUGGCUUCUUCCCUCAACAACUACUUCAACCAGGCCGCACUCUCGCAGAGUCAGAAUAGGGGAAGCGACAGCGGUGGUUUCCUGAAUCCACCCAGUACCACAGUGCCCCAUUCAGCUAUUCCACCCAAUGUGGACCGUGCUGUGACUGGCAUCCAGGGAAACCCCAACUUCCUGCAUGCGGACGAGAUCGACGACGACUUCGAGUGGGACAAGCUGCUGUGAUGGUAUCAGCCCACGAAGCGACGGUGGUGACGAAGACGACAGACUCCGAUAACUCGACACUGACGCCGAUGACUCGACACAGACGCACUGUCUCUCACCAGAGUCGUGACGAUAUACGGUUGAGAUGGACGAACAGACAGACCGACAGACUGACAGAUGGACAGACGGCUCUAUGUGGUUAGGACUUCCUGCCAUUUCUGUUCCCAGGCCGCGCCGUUUGUGAUGAUAACGGAAUGAUAGAAAAAUCUGUUCACAUGGAAUUUUCUGAGUUAAAAAAAACACAUAGUAUUUUUUAAGCUGUAAGGUUCGGUUGAGUUUAUAACAUGAUCAGAGGUGUUGAUUUUCAGGAUAAAUAAAAAAAUCCAGAUUUCUAAAAUAAUACAGAUAUUGCACCAUAUAUGAACAGUUUUGCAACAAAAUGAGACAUAUAUCCAUUCUACCGUUUUGAAAAGAACAAAAAUAUAUUUUCGUCAUUUAUUAACUGAACAAACCUGAAGAACUUUGUUUUUAGUGGACUGGUGAUGUACACCAUAGUUGAUUUGUGUCGUUUGUUGAAAUCUAUGUUGGACUUUAUUUAAAGUGAUGUUAUAUCCACACUUCUUUUUAACAAAAUGCUACAUAAACACAUUGAUUUGAGACAUAAUGAGACAAAUCCAUAAAUUUCAAUUCGCAUUUUUUAUUUUAUAAAUCUUUAUGAUUAACCAGUAGAAGCUUAGUAAAACACAGUGAUCAAUGGAAAGAGUGAGACGUUUGUCCGGAACCAGGGUUUAGGUCUGUGGAACGGGGUAGGGAGUUCUUUCUUCGUGGCAGACGGAUAUGUGUUGCCAGUGUGUUCAUGCCAUAUUAUUAUCCUCGAGACAUUGCCCGACUGGCUCUAUUACGUGACGUGGUUCUGGUUGCUUUUUGGCCCAAGGGUGGUUUGGGUUUUUUAAUUUGUUUUAUUCAGGAUGUAAAUGUUGAAAAUUGUUUGAUCCUAGGGGAGUAGUGAGUGAGUUAGAGAGAGAGAAAGAGAGAGAGAGAGAGAGAGAGAGAGAGAGAGAGAGAGAGAGAAACAGAGAGGGAGACAGAGAGAAAGAGAGAGGGAGACAGUGAGAGAUGUGAUAUCAUUCAAUAUACAGUAAUACCCAAUAGAUCUGAAUUUUGUACAUAGCUAAUAAACAUUAGUUCUUGUUGGACUCAAGGGUUAUGCUUCUCUUUCUUCGAGACACAAUUCCUGUAAAUGUUUUUUUUUUCCGUUUAAAAUUUUUUUUUUGUAUACAAUGUAAUUGCGGGAUCUCCCGAAAUCUAUUUUAUUUUCAUUCCAUUAAACCAUGUGAUCUGCAUUGCCAUUGAUGCGUGUGCUAAAACAUUCCAUCCCAAAUGUCAUGUAUUAAUGUAGCAGACUAUAGCAAAAGUUUCUUUUUUACAUGGUUUUGUGGGGCAACCAGUCCCUGCAUGUGAAAAACAAAUUGAUGAAUAUUUUUCACAGAUUUCAUAACUUUUGUGUACAUAGUUUAUCGACAAUUUAUCUUUUGAUAUAGAAUAAAUGUGCUGAUUUUUUUUCUCUCUCAGUUACAAGAAAGUGCAAUUUCCAUUGUUUGAUUUUUCAUCUGCAUUUUUGACCACUUUUGUGUGCAUUGAUCUGUUACCAAUACUGACAUUUUUACUUCACCUAUGCACACCUUUUUCCCCCUCCUACUUUAGCAUAUUAUUUUACUUUUUUUUACCUUUUCUUAUUGUAUGAGUGUCUGCCAUCGUGUUGGUAUGAAGGAAAAUCAAUUCAGUGCAGUAAAAUGUUUGAGAAAGUGCUCUGUCAGCUCAAUUGAUGUCAUGUUGGGUAAAGCAUGCAGGUGUCCCUGGUUUGAAUCCAGACGGGAUGUUUCCUGACUUCAGGUGCUUGGCUUUUUGAGGUUCUCCGACCGCUUGGCUCAGUCAUAACGGAGAUCAUUGUUCCUCUACACUUCAAAGUACCUUACAGUGUUGAAAGUGAUGUUGGAUCUAUAUGACACUUUGAUAUCAGGUUCAUUCACUCUAUAGGGUUCCUUUAAAAUGACAUUGUGCAAGACUUUGCUGGUUUAUCUAUGGAAUCUCUUGUGGAGAAUACUAUUUGAAUAUGGGAAAAUUCUGCAAGAGAAACAACAAAUUUUAAAAAAGGAAAUAUGACCUGUCUGUUUUGGGUUUUUUUUCCCUGUGGAGUCUUCAUGUGUGUGGGAAGUGCUUUGUCAGUUGUGGAGUCUUCAUGUGUGUGGGAAGUGCUUUGUCAGUUGUGGAGUCUUCAUGUGUGUGGGAAGUGCUUUGUCAGUUGUGGAGUCUUCAUGUGUGUGGGAAGUGCUUUGUCAGUUGAAGAUGAUCUUUCUUCUUUUUAGUCAGGUCUGUGGUAUCUGUGUUACAUUGAAGUUGUUGUUUUUGAACAACCUUGAAGUAACUUCCAGGACAAUUGAGUGCUGAUUUAGCUUAAGGUAUCUUUUUCAUUUUUGAUAGGACACAGUGUUUUAUCUUUUUUUUUUCUAAAAAAAAACAAAAAACCCUUAACCUAAAUUGGGAUUAAUAAUAAUGUCAACUGAAAAUUUUUUUUUUUACAUUUAUUUGUUAUAAAAUGGACUUUUUAGGAAACUUCUAAUGUAGGGGGGGGGGGGGGGGGGGGCAAAUCGGUGACGGUUGGAUGGGUCCAGGUGUUCCUGUGGUGCACUUGUUCGUGGCCUGUCCUUUUGUGUUCUGGCACCUACCACUCUUUCCUUCAGUUUAAGGUCCAUGUGAGACCUAAAGAGUUGUUGCAUAGCCCAACAUGUCGGGUUGUAAACACUUGUAAGCCUAUGUGGAGGGUAGUUUACAUUAUUGCUGUAGCAAGAAAAAAAGAAUGACUUCACUUAAUUCUGUUUCACAGGGGUGAGUAAAAAGACAUUAGGUGUUACUUUUUUCUAAAUGUUUAUGAAGGGAUGGGGAGCUGUAACGACAUAUUUGUAUGUGAAAUAUAGACUUUACAGUAUUUUUAAAAAAAUUGAAUCUUCCUUGUUUGUUUUUUUAGUUUCCUCUGAAAUCCAUUAUGUUGAAAAAUAAAAUAAGUUUAUUUAUUUAUUGGUUGAUUACACUUGGUCUGUCCGUCCAUGAUAAUAAUGCUUAUUAUUAUGCAAAGUAUUUUGUUGUUUCAAGCAUAGCAAUUUGGUUAAGAAGCAAAAAAAAA
Molecule: messenger RNA, 4516 nt
Organism: Aplysia californica (California sea hare)
Lineage: Eukaryota; Metazoa; Mollusca; Gastropoda; Aplysiida; Aplysiidae
Product: forkhead box protein J3
Biological process (GO): regulation of transcription by RNA polymerase II
Cellular component (GO): nucleus
Molecular function (GO): DNA-binding transcription factor activity, RNA polymerase II-specific; RNA polymerase II cis-regulatory region sequence-specific DNA binding
Source: RefSeq, a predicted model, not a curated record